Molecule: messenger RNA, 1212 nt
Organism: Uranotaenia lowii
Lineage: Eukaryota; Metazoa; Arthropoda; Insecta; Diptera; Culicidae
Gene: Gip
Product: putative hydroxypyruvate isomerase
Exons: 4
Coding region: 285-1082 (265 amino acids)
Biological process (GO): glyoxylate metabolic process
Molecular function (GO): hydroxypyruvate isomerase activity
Source: RefSeq, a predicted model, not a curated record
UGCUAACCUGGUCAUUCAGUUGUUCUUUAAAGUCCUCGUUCGAAACUGGUCGACUGUUCUGUAGUGCUUCCUAAUCGAAGAAACAAUUAACUCGUCAACCUUAUCAACCCCAGGCUUGUUAGUUCACGUUUCACGCCUCGGCAGCAGCGCUGACAGGAUCUGUCGAAAAAAGGUCCGCUUAAUUAAAAUCUUGACCCCGCCGGAGAUAACCGAAAUUGAAGAAAAAAAUUAACACGGUGGCGGCCGGGAUCGGUAGUUGUCUUCGUCUUCUGAGCAGCUCGACAAUGUCACCUCUCAAGUUUGCGGCCAAUUUGAACUUUCUGUUCACGGAAUCGGCGGAUUUUGUUGAACGAUACCGAUUGGCCAAGGCGGCCGGAUUCGGUGGUGUCGAGGGACCUUAUCCACCUAAGAACGUUUCCGUGACAGACUUGGUGCGUGUCCAGCAGGAAACCGGACUGGAACAGGUUCUGCUCAACAUCGACCUUGGAGAUGUACCGGAUGGACAGUUUGGGUGUGCUGCGUUUCCGGAACAGGAAGCUAACUUCAUAAAGAAUCUAGAAAGAACCAUAGAAUGUGCGAAGGCUUUGAACUGCAAAAAAAUUCACAUAAUGGCUGGAAAGUUGAAGGAACCCCUAUCAGAUCAGCAUGACUCCACGUACAUAAGCAACUUGAAGGCAGCAGCACGAAUUCUUGAAAAAAACAACAUCCUCGGAGUGAUUGAACCCAUCAACAAGUAUGCCGUUCCCGGGUACUACCUGUCCAGUUACGAAAAAGCAAUUGGAGUUAUCCGGGAAGUUAACAGCCCCCAGCUGAAGUUGAUGUUCGACAUUUAUCAUGCGCAGCACAUCCGAGGUGACAUUACCAAGGGCAUUAGGGAGUUCGCAUCCGAUCUGGGACAUGUCCAGCUGGCUCAGGUUCCCUGCCGCACUGAACCGGACAGUCCCGGGGAGCUGGACUAUCGAUACGUGCUGCCAACGCUGGCCUCUGCCGGAUAUACCGGCUGGGUGGGCUGCGAGUACAAGCCUCGGGCCGGAACCGAGGCCGGAUUGGGUUGGUUGCGUCAGUUUGGCUAUUGGAACUGAAGUUCUCCAAUUGUCCAAUUAUCAAUGUCCAGUGACUAAUUUGUGUCGCGUUCAUAUAGUAUCAUGUUAAAACGAGAAUGUUCUAUGUGAUAAAGAUUUUUAAUAAAUUUACAAUGUAUACGUACUAAAA